This is a messenger RNA of Gracilinanus agilis (Agile Gracile Mouse Opossum), 1893 nucleotides long. Its product is annotated as YTH domain-containing protein 1-like. The transcript has a single exon. The record is from RefSeq and is a predicted model, not a curated record. The annotation marks the transcript as partial. Gene Ontology annotation, biological process: regulation of alternative mRNA splicing, via spliceosome; mRNA splicing, via spliceosome. Gene Ontology annotation, cellular component: nucleoplasm. NCBI's taxonomy places the organism in Eukaryota, Metazoa, Chordata, Mammalia, Didelphimorphia, Didelphidae. Gene Ontology annotation, molecular function: N6-methyladenosine-containing RNA reader activity; mRNA binding.
AUGGCAGCCAAUAAUCAAGAGGAGAAAGUUGGAGAUAUUAAUGUUUUGGACUAUAUUUUAACUGAAGAACAUAACUCUGAAAUUGAACAAGAUCAAAAUGAGGAAAAGGAUUCAAAAAGAAAAUGUGACCAAAUAGAAACUGCUGAAGGUAAGAGUCAAAAAUCUUCUGGACAUUCAAGACAAUUGACUCCAAAGUCACCUAGCUUCUCUAUUAGCAAUAACAAAAGAAUAAUUAGUACAAAAGGAAAGCCAGUAACAGUGCAUGCAAGUGAAGAUUACCAGAGGUCUGAAAGAUCUGAAGGAAAACACCAUUUAUCAAGUGGCAGUUCCCUAGAGCCAUAUGAAAGUCAACCUGAAAAGACUUCAACCAGGAAAAGGGAUCUAGAAAGAAGAACUGAGUCUUCCACACCAGAUAGUGCCCAGAGAAUUAGGCAGGAUUUAGAUAGGUGGCACAAUAGAUCAAAUCUUUCUUCUAAAGAAGAAAUAAGGUCUGAAAUACAUGACCAUGAUAGUGGCAACAGGGACUCUUCUGAAGAGCAUGGAAACUGCAAAAGGAAUGAGGAAGAAGGAAUGGAAGAAGAGGAAGAGUGGGAUGAUGAAAGAAAAGAUGAAGAUGAUAGAGGGGAGGAUGAGCAAGAUGAGGAAGACCAAAAAGAGAGAACUAACUCUGAUACUCGAAGUGAAGUCAAUGACUCUUAUUCUGAGACUGUACCUUUCAUAGAAGGGUCAGUCCCAUCUGAUUCUAGCACAGAUGGAUCAGAUGAGAAAAAGGAAGGAAGGAAGAGAGCCAGAGGCAUAGCUUCAAUUGUUUUUCAUAGAAGUACAAGUUUUGUAUCAGAAAAGAAGCACAAGAAAUCAUCAUCUUCUGUUCAUGCUGAUCAAAAAGAUCAAACAAAGAAACUUAAAUAUAUUCUUCAGGAUGCAAGAUUUUUCCUUAUAAAGAGUAGCAACUAUGAAAACAUCUCUCUUGCUAAAGCCAAGGGUGUAUGGUCAACACUUCCAGUAAAUGAAAAAAAAUUGAAUUCUGCAUUCAGAUCUGCAAGAAAUGUUAUUUUGAUAUUUUCCGUGAGAGAAAGUGGAAAAUUUCAUGGCUUUGCAAGACUCUCUUCAGAGUCCCACCAUGGAGGAUCUCCUAUACAAUGGGUUAUGCCUGAAGGUAUGGAUCCUGAAAUGCUUGGAGGUGUCUUUAAAAUUGACUGGAUUUGUAGGCAUGAAUUGCCCUUUACCAAAGCUGUUCACCUUACCAAUCCUUUGAAUGAGCAUAAGCCAGUUAAAAUUGGAUAUGAUGGACAAGAAGUUGACCUUGAAUGUGGAACCCAACUUUGUCUUCUAUUUCCCCCUGAUGAAAGUGUUGACUUGUCUCAGGUCAUUCAUAAAAUGCAUCAAAAGAGAAGAAUGCAUUCACAGUUUCAUCCAUCCCAUCAAGAACCAGUCCAGGAUGUGAGAUGGCACCAGUCAGAAGAUAAUGAUGUUCAUAACAGCAGAAAGAAACCAAGGAUUGACUAUGACCCUGGGUUUCAUCAGAGACCAGGGCAUAGAAAGGAUCCACAGUAUCAAGAAACAGACAGAAGAUUUUCAGGAAUUCCCAGAGAUAUUUUCUUAAAUGGGUCCUAUGAUGAUUAUUUGAGAGCAUUUUACAACAUGAGACCACCACCACCAAUGCAGGGAAUGUUCCCUUAUCUAGAAAUAUCUUCCUAUUAUUCUUGCUAUCAGAAUCAUGCUCUUCCUUUUCAAUACUCUUAUUCAGGACAUCAACCCAUACCACAUGAAGCAAGAUACAGAGAUAAACAAGUAUGUAAUUAUGUUAGUGGUCGAAGAAGUAGAUCCUGUGAAAGAGAUAGAGAUAGAGAAUGUGAUAGUUCCAGAUAUACCAGAAGAGACAGGGAGAAGGAU